Schistosoma rodhaini is the source of this 2258-nucleotide messenger RNA. The record is from the annotation of a GenBank genome assembly. Lineage: Eukaryota; Metazoa; Platyhelminthes; Trematoda; Strigeidida; Schistosomatidae.
ACAAUGCCUAGACCCAGGGACAUUACCACCCUACAAUCAUUCUCGGGGUUGGUCAGCCAUUAUGGUACCUUCCUCCCUGAUCUCCAUCAUCUACGUUCUCCACUAAACAACCUAUUACAAAAGAAUACGAGAUGGAAUUGGUCUGCAGACUGCCAAGCGUCUUUCGAGAAAAUCAAGCAACUCCUGACUUCCAAUCUUUUAUUGACACACUAUGAUCCUUCUCUACCGAUAGUCGUCGCUUCAGAUGCUUCUAACUAUGGUGUGGGUGCAGUUAUCUCUCACAAUUUUCCUGAUGGGUCUGAAAAAGCUAUCUCACACGCUGCCAGAUCUUUGACAACGACCGAAAGAAACUAUAGUCAGAUUGAAAAAGAGGCCCUAUCAAUUAUCUUUGCAGUGAAGAAGUUCCAUAAGAUGAUAUAUGGCCGACAUUUUACUCUAAUAACAGACCAUAAACCAGUACUUGCAGUUUUUGGGUCAAAGAAAGGUAUUCCAGUUCAUACAGCUAACCGACUCCAACUAUGGGCAACCACACUUCUUGGUUACGACUUCAAGAUAAAGUAUCAGUCUACUACCGCCUUCGGACAAGCUGAAACGUUGUCAAGAUUAAUAGGCUCCAAAUCAAAAACCCCAGAGGAGACUCUUGUAGCAAGUAUAAAAGCCGAGGAAGAAGUUCAUCGGGUAUUGGAUGACGCAAUCAAUGGACUCCCAAUAACCUCUGAAACUAUCAAAAAGAUCACUGAAUGCGAUAAGAUACUGAGCACAGUCAAAUGCUAUCUCUCGUCCAAAUGGCCAAACAAUCGCCUUGACGGAGAACUUUUGCAAUAUUUUCGUCGACGGGACUCACUAAUGGUUGUUGACUCGUGUAUUAUGUUCGGUGACCGAAUUGUUAUUCCGAAGUUAUUACGUCACAAGGUUCUCAAGCAGUUUCACAAUGGCCAUCCUGGAAUAAAUAAAAUGAAAUCGUUGGCUCGUAGUUAUGCUUAUUGGCCGUCAAUGGACAAAAAUAUCGAGAAUAAAUGCCGUAACUGUCCAUCGUGCAUUCAAGCCGCUAAAAAUCCUGUGAAAUGCGAACCUCAGUAUUGGCCUACGCCUGCAGGACCCUGGGAAAGAAUUCAUGCAGAUUUUGCUGGUCCAAUCCAAGGAAAAAUGUUUCUAAUUAUCGUAGAUGCAUUUACUAAAUGGCCGGAAGUACAUACCAUGCCAAAUUGUACAACCUCAGAAACAAUCUACAAGCUGUCUAUCCUGUUUAGCUGUUUUGGAGUACCAGAGACCUUAGUAACAGACAACGGCUCGCAAUUCGCCGCAGAGUCGUUUAAGCAUUUCUGUAAAGCAAACGGAAUAACUCAUCUUCGUUCUCCACCCUAUCAUCCACAAUCGAACGGACAAGCAGAACGCUUCGUGGACACUUUUAAACGAGCAUUACUGAAGGGGGGAGGCGAAGGGCCGACUGGGCAGGUGAUCACGAAAUUUUUAACAUCCUACAGAUCCACUCCGAAUCCGAAUGUUCCGGACGGCAAGUCUCCUGCGGAAGUCAUGUUCGGAAGACGUGUUCGAACCGUCUUCAAUGCCAUGUUGCCAUCCCAAUUAGUUGAUGAGCGCAGUCACAAUCCAAGUAUUCGGGACUUCAGUGUCGGCGACAAAGUUUACAUUAAAUCCUACAUCGGGAAGAACCGAUGGGAGCCAGGAGAAGUCGUACAAAAAUUGGGAAGAAUUCUGUACAGAGUUCGAGGAACUUUUGGGAUGUGCAUACGACACACAAAUCAAAUCCUUAAAGACAAAAGAAUGAUGCAGAAUCGAAGUAACCCGCCGAAUUUUCCGUUAGAUUUAAUCUUAGACGCACAAACGCCAAAGAACACUGGAAGGAAGCCGUGGACAGGGAAGACGACGAGAAUAAUGGGACGACGUCGAAACCCAGUUAUCAAACUACAAGUUGACCCUAGGAAGAAGUCUUAUUCGGGGGAGGUGUUAAGUCGGCUUCCCGCGAACUCCAACAGAGCCCCCAGAGGCUCAAAAAGAGUCCCAACCAAUCAGAGUACGACAGAACAUUCUGGAGUUCCAACGUGGCACGCUACCAUUGGUCAGUAGCAAUAUAUGUCGUUUAUUGGAUUGGCUGAAUUAGGAUGUUGAUUUAACUUAAGCAAACAUCGAUAAAUACUUACGAUUUUCUGUACAAAACUGAUCCUUGCAGUAAAGGUUUUCUCUGCUACUCGUGUCUUCUCUCUGGUCUUCAAGUUGCUGAGUAGUGCUAGCCUGGGGUU